UGCAUGAUUUGUUGAAAUAUAACAAAAUAUGACAGAACUACACGUGUUUGAAGUUGAAAGAGUCAAAUUACCACAAAAAUUACCACAUCCAUACAUUAUAUUACCACAUCAAUACCUUAAAAUCACUGGUAAAACUAAUAGAUUUAGCACACACAAAGCAAAAACAUCAUCAAUGUAUGUUCAACUUUUUUUCCUUUUGUUUGAUUGGCAUUGAGACAGACUGCUUAAAAUCUAAGUGAUCUAAUAUAAUGUUACACAUCAGAUAUUUUUACCCAGCAGUUAACCAAACAUUUACUUAAGACAUAACAGAUUAUAGAGCCUACCUGCGUGAAUUCUUAUCAAAACAGAUAUUUGUAAAACUGUAAUUUUGUGUAGAUGUCUAUAUAUAUCCGGGUCGCGCACUCGCGCGUCUGUGUGCACGCGCUUCAGAUGUCAGUCAGUCAGACUCAGCGUGAGGGGAUCGCUUUUGAGUCUUGUCGCUCUUAAUAACUCUUUAACAUUAAUCAGGUCUCCUCGUUAAAUUUUCUAAGAUGGUGGCACUGAACCUGAAGCAGCCGUACUGCAUGUACAUAUUUGCGUAUCUUUGGCUGGUGACUCUUGCUGUAAUAAAUGCAAAGGCUAUGUUACAACCCAAGCCCGAUGAGAUUGGGACUCUGAAUGAAGAAUCUGAAAGAGCACCCAGAGUUUUGACAGCCAUGUCAUCAGAGCAAAACGAAAUAGCAGCCCUAGGAAGACCUCUGUUUCCUGGUAUGCUGUACGACUUGCGCAGCGAUUCCUUCAUUCCAGGUGUUACUCUGUGGGAUAUGACAUCACUUAGGGAAGACUUGGACAUCCAUCCACAGCCCAAUACAUUUACGAAGUUUAGUAGCUCUGACACUGUCUCUAGCAAGUUCAGUCUCCUGGAUGUAAGUGCUUCCCUAAAGACCAGUUUCUUGGGGGGGCUGGUGGAGGUGGGAGGAUCUGCCAAGUACCUGCGUGACACCAAAUCCUCAAAUCAACAGUCCAGAGUUACAAUGUAUUACAGCGAAAGCACAAGAUUUGAACAGCUAACUAUGAAGCAUCUGGGCAAGAUCACCUACCCUGAGUUGUUUAACCAAAAAUCAGCAACUCAUGUGGUCACGGCUGUGCUGUAUGGAGCUCAGGCAUUCAUGGUGUUUGAUCGGACAUUUUCAGAACAUGAAGACAAGCAGACGAUUGAGGCAGAACUGAAUGCCGCUGUCAAUAAUAUCCCUACAUUUUCUGCUGAGCUAAGCACAGGCUUGAAAAUGUCAUCUGAUGAAAGGAUAAUGGCUGAGAAGAUCACCUGCGCAUUUCAUGGUGACUUCUGCCUUAAAAAGAACCCCACCACAUACAUGGAGGCCCUGGAAGUGUACAUAGAGCUCCCCACUUUGCUGAAGAAUCAUCCAGAGAAUGCAGUUCCAAUAAAAGUCUGGCUCUAUCCUCUUUAUCUUUUGAACGCAACAGCAGCUCGGGUAGAGAGAGAAAUUAGUCCAAAUCUGGCUUUCAAAAUUGAAGAUAUAAUGGAGCAGCUGAGAGAGGCAGAGAGGACAUACCAUGACCUGUCAGGAAACACACUAGUAAACAGUUUCACAGACAUUAAAGAUAGGCUACGCUCAUUUCAUGAGUCGUUUAGGAACUACAAGGAAAUGCUACUGAGAGCCAUCAGCAGGGUCUUGCCAGCUAUUCGAGGAGGAGAGAUGGAGGAGAAGUCUCUGGAAGACAUCCUGAAGAUCCACAGGAGCUCCCCAUUUGAUUUUGACAUGCUUAACCAGUGGUUAAAUGAUGCAAAGUUUGAACUUCAAAUCUUGAGUUCUGUUACCAAGUCACUGGAAGGGAUUCCAAUUGUAGAAUCAGCCAGUCUCAACAGCGUCCUUAUUAAUUCUGAUUAUGAUCCAGUGUGGUGCUAUACAUUCACGUCUUUGAAGUAUGAAGACCCAUAUCUUUCAGCAUUGAAGGAGUUCCUAAAUACUGACAGGUUUAAAGAGCCAUAUGGGGAACAAAACACGGUUUCUGUGGCAUCUGUCAAAAAGUGGUUUAAGGAUGAGAAUAAUAUCGAAAGAAUUAAUUCUAACGUCAAUUACUUAAAAAUUAUGCUAAAACUGGCCAAGAUGGCUCAGAUAAAAAAUAUCCAUACGAUCAUUUCUGCAAUCUCUGAUCCCGCCAUUUCAGGCUCCUCCAUCUAUGUGUAUGUACAUGGGAAACUACAGACGAAACGUUAGAUACACUGCUAAACCUGAGCACAGAUUUAUUAACCUGGCAACUAUUAUAUUGUCUUUUUUAAUAUAAAUGCACCUCUAUGUCCUCAGUAAAUGGAGGCGUUGCCGAGUCAUUUAAAUAAAAAAUGUCUGAAUGCAAUCAAAUCAAUCAAAUAUGAACUCAGAAUAAAAUGCUGUAUCAAAGA
Molecule: messenger RNA, 2401 nt
Organism: Misgurnus anguillicaudatus (oriental weatherfish)
Lineage: Eukaryota; Metazoa; Chordata; Actinopteri; Cypriniformes; Cobitidae
Source: RefSeq, a predicted model, not a curated record